AUGAGAGCCCAAGGUCUACAUCAUACUGUUAAGACCCUAAAGAUAAAACUCGAUAGGGUAGAAAGAAGUGCAAGAAGAGGCCAAGAAGAAAAGAAACGAGCACUACAACACGCUCGGAAACUGAGAGAGCAAAGAGAUGAGGCUAACCAAGAACUAGCACAGAGGCGAGCAAAGAUUGAACAGCUCGAAACACAACUGCUUAAUAUUGAGGAGACUUUUCGAAACCCUCACAAAAGUCUUCAAAAAGAAAAUGAAAUGUUAAAGAAGAAGAUAGUGGAGCUAGAAGGAGCAAGGUUGAUCCACUCAUCCGCACAAGAGAUAACCAUGCAAGAAAACGAGGCCUUAAAAGCAAAGAUUGCUGAAUUAGAAGUCAUAGUGCAUAGAUGCCAUCAACGAAUCCAACAGCUAGAAGAAAGCCGACCAUUAACUAAUCCAGAGCUUGGAAUUGCUCUACGGCAGGCUCAGGACACCAUUGAAAUGCAACAUGAAGCAAUGGAGAGAGCAGUGGAUCAGGCCCGCAAUGUAGCUCAUCAAGUCUACGAAUUAUCUGAAGAAGCGGCAGCUUUAAGAGUUUUCGUGGUUCUAGAAUCAGAGGAAGAACGACGCAUCAUGGGAUUGAUGAUAGAGCUCGAGAGAUUAGGGAAUAGGCAAGAUUCUACAUUUAAUACUCGUGUUGAUAUAAUCUCUUUGCCUAAGUGCUUAGAUUGCUCAGCAAUCCGUUGGUACAAUCAGCUAAGUCGGGAUCAAAUUAAAUCCUGGAAGGAUUUGGCUAAGGUUUUUCUAGAGCAAUAUAAGAACGUAAAAGAUGUGAGGCCAAACCGAAUUCUGUUACAGACCAUGGAAAAAAGAUCCAAUGAAAGCUUUAGGCAAUAUGCCCAAAGGUGGAAAGAUGUAGUUGUGCAAGUUCAUCCACCAUUAGAGGAGGAAGAAACUAAUAUGUUCUUUGUAAAUACUCUGAGGACCCCGUUCUUUGGACAUCUUAUUGGAAAUUCGUCCUAG
This is a messenger RNA of Hibiscus syriacus, 999 nucleotides long. RefSeq names its product testis-specific gene 10 protein-like. The transcript has 2 exons. Bases 1 to 999 code for a protein of 332 amino acids. The record is from RefSeq and is a predicted model, not a curated record. NCBI's taxonomy places the organism in Eukaryota, Viridiplantae, Streptophyta, Magnoliopsida, Malvales, Malvaceae.